Molecule: messenger RNA, 534 nt
Organism: Malassezia restricta
Lineage: Eukaryota; Fungi; Basidiomycota; Malasseziomycetes; Malasseziales; Malasseziaceae
Product: glucosamine-phosphate N-acetyltransferase
Exons: 1
Coding region: 1-534 (177 amino acids)
Biological process (GO): UDP-N-acetylglucosamine biosynthetic process
Cellular component (GO): Golgi apparatus; endoplasmic reticulum-Golgi intermediate compartment; endoplasmic reticulum
Molecular function (GO): glucosamine 6-phosphate N-acetyltransferase activity; monosaccharide binding
Source: RefSeq, a predicted model, not a curated record
AUGCCAUUUACGCCCGACUCGGACUUGGAGCUGAGCUUCCCCGCAGAGCUGAUCCCGACGGACUUGAAUGACCGGCUCGCGCAGCACAAUUUGCAUAUCCGACCGCUCGCUUCGUCUGACCAUGGCCGCGGUCACAUCCGAGUGCUUGCUUCGCUGACGUCCGUAGCUGAUCCAGGCGAGAAGGCAUGGCGGGAACGCUUCUAUGAGCUAGCCAAGUCAAACACGUCCGCGAGCAAGUACUACAUUUGUGUCAUUGUAUCAAAAGAGACGGAUGAGCUUGUUGCUACGGGCACUGUGUUUUUGGAGCCCAAGUUUUUGCGCUCGCUCGCGACGGCGGGCCACAUUGAGGAUAUCGCCGUGGACACAUCGAUGCAGGGUCGGGGUCUGGGCAAGAUCCUUAUCAGUGCACUGACGACGCUGAGUGAGAAGGCCGGUGCGUACAAGACGCUGCUGGACUGCAGCGACGACAAUGUGCCUUUCUACAAAAAAUGUGGUUACGACGUCAAAGGCCUUCAGAUGAGCAAGUAUACAUAG